AUGGAAAAUGGAGAUGAAUUUUCACUCGAAACACCAACACCGAUAGCUCUCGCUCAUAAUAAUGAACAACCAGAGGAACAAUACUAUUUAACAAAAGCAGCCCAUUCCAGCAGCGCCGGCAGUCACAAGCGAUCCGGAUCGUUACUAUCGAAGCUUUCGUUCCUCCGCAUGAGCCAAACACUCGAAGAACUGCCGCCCCCUUCACGAAACCUCGAAGUUACCCGCAGUGCCAGUCCCAAUUGCGACAAUGAAAACAAUGGCCUCGGUGUUGGCGGGUCGCGAGCGGUUGGAGCGGGAGGUGGUGGUGGUGGUGGUAGUGGCAGAGCAAUGGCAACGGCCAUGCAACAACAUCAAAGACGAAUGCGACGACGAAAGGGCUCGUUGCGGAAGACGGCACUCUUAGGCACUCGGUUGGAUGCCAGGGAAAGGAGGAACAGCGCUGGUUCUGCUAGGGACCAGAAUGGUUAUGCGGACAUUGAGAAUGAUAGAGGAACAUCGUCGUCACCUUUGAAUAGUGGCGGCAUUGUGACGUCUCCUAACGAUGAAGAAGAGACCCCGAGAGGAAGCAUGGAGCGCAACAGCAAUGGCAAUAAUGUCUUGUCAUCGUCAUCGUCAUCGUCAUACUCUGCAUACUGGCCUCGGUCGUCGAGAAUGGAUCGAAAUGCUGCGGCUGAUCUGGACAAACCGGGCAGUCAUGUGGGAAAUACUACAGACGAGGAAGACAAUGUGUCUCCUUUCAACCACAGCAACCGCAAUGUCGGUAGCACCGAUAGUAAUACUAAUCAUAAUAUAAAAGACGAAACAACUGCCCAGGCACGCCCAUGCUCCGCAAGCAGCAGCAGUAGUGGUAUUCCACGCCUCAUUGGAGCAACAACGACUACACCUUCCUCAAGCUCCGACUCCUACUUUCUAUCCCAUCGUCAGGCGGUCACAGCAGCAACUAACGCUACAGAAAACGCCACUAUCCAUCAGCAACCACAACAACGCCCUCAAUUUCAUCGCGCCAGAUCCCCACUCGUCACCCAUUCAAGCAUAGAAAUGUCGACUAAUCACCAUGUGGACGUUGGAUGGGACUAUGCAGAGACCGAAUGGUGGGGGUGGAUCAUUCUCAUCGUUACUUGGCUUGUCUUCGUGGUAGGAAUCGGGAGCUCCUUUGGAGUCUGGAGCUGGGCUUGGGACGUCGGCGAAACACCGUAUGCGCCGCCGGAACUGGAGGAUGAUCCUACCUUGCCUAUUGUCGGUUACUAUCCGGCUUUGAUGGUUAUGACUGCUGUCAUGGCGUGGGUUUGGGUGAUUGUUGCUUGGGUGGGGAUGAAGUAUUUCAAGCAUGCAAACAUAUCGGCUGAUGAUGGAUGA
Talaromyces atroroseus is the source of this 1356-nucleotide messenger RNA. RefSeq lists its product as hypothetical. The record is from RefSeq and is a predicted model, not a curated record. NCBI's taxonomy places the organism in Eukaryota, Fungi, Ascomycota, Eurotiomycetes, Eurotiales, Trichocomaceae. The transcript has a single exon. Bases 1 to 1356 code for a protein of 451 amino acids.